GAAAGACGGGGGAGGUGCCGUUUGGCGCAGUACGAACACCGGGCGAUUUUCUGUCCUUUCACUGAAACACAUCGUCUGUUGGCGGUUCUCUUUUCGAUUUAUUAUUUUUUUAAUUGUUAUAUCUUUACUUUUAUAUCUGUGUCAUAUAUAUAUUAAGCGAUAAGCACGAAUAAAAUCGCAACAUGAGUUCGAUCAACGUAAAGAAGCUGAAAGUAAACGAGCUGAAGGACGAGCUGAAGAAACGGCAGCUCUCCGACAAGGGGCUGAAGGCCGAGCUCAUGGACCGGCUGCAGGCCGCGCUUGACGAGGAGGCCCAGGCCGGGGGAGAGUUCCCGGGGCCCGGAGCCGAGGAGAACGGCGACGAGGGCGGCUACAACGACGGCGCGGGCGUCGCAGAUGAGAUGGUAGAAGAUCUAGAGGAGGAUAUGGCUGGAGAGAGCAUGGAGGCCGAUGGGGAGCCCGAGGAGGGGGACGAGGUGGGUGAGGCGGACGCUGAGGAGCCCGCGGCCGAAGGUGGAUGCGAGGACGUCGGCGGGCAGCAGGACGAUGAGAUGGGCGACGAGGAGGACGAGGACGCCGCGCUCGAGAUGGACAAGCUAGUGGACGAAGACGAGGACGCGGCGCUGCUGAAGGAGGACGAUGAGGAUAUGGAGAAACUGGACGACGAUGACGGAUUGCCUGGAUCGCAGCCAAUAGACGGGGAUGCGGACAAAGACAAGAACGCUGAACAGAAGAAUAAGAAGGGUGUUAAGAGACGUCGGGAGGAACAUGGAAGGGGCUACUUUGAAUUUAUUGAAGAGAGCAAAUACAGCCGGGCCAAGUCUCCACAGCCACCUUUGGAGGAGGAAGAUGAGGAGUUUGAUGACACCACCGUCUGUCUCGACACUUACAACAGUGAUCUGCAUUUCAAAGUGUCACGGGACCGCUACAGUGCCUCCUCUCUCACCAUGGAGAGCUUUGCCUACUUGUGGGCAGGUGGCAGGGCCUCCUAUGGAGUGGCUAAGGGCAAGGCCUGUUUUGAAAUGAAGAUCAUUGAGAAGAUUCCUGUGAAGCAUGUGUCCAGCAAAGGCAUUGAGAUCCACGAUGUCCAAGUGGGCUGGUCCUUGGCUAGUGGCAGCCUUCUCUUGGGUGAGGAGGAGCACUCCUACGCCUAUUCCGUCAAGGGAAAGAAAACCAUUAACUGUGUGACUGAAGACUAUGGGGAGACCUAUGAUGAGAACGAUGUUAUCGGUUGUCUUGUUAACUUUGAAGCGGACGAAGUGGAGCUGUCCUACUCCAAGAAUGGUCGGGACCUUGGUGUGGCCUUCAAAGUCAGCAAGGAUUUGUUGACUGGACGGCCCCUUUUCCCUCAUGUCCUGUGUCAUAACUGUGCUGUGGAGUUCAACUUUGGCCAGCGAGAGAUGCCAUACUUCUCCCAGCCAGAGGGCUUCAACUUUCUGCAGCAGAUUCCAGUGGAAGACCGUGUGCGUGGCCCCAAAGGGCCAGAGACCAAGAAGGACUGCGAGGUCAUUGUUAUGGUUGGCCUCCCUGGUGCUGGAAAGACUGCUUGGGUGACUAAACAUGUGGAAGAAAACCCUGGGAAGUACAAUGUCCUGGGCACCAACACUAUCUUGGAGAAAAUGAUGAUAUCUAGCUUGAAGAGACAAAUGAAGGACACAACAAAACUGACUGCCAUCUCCCAGCGUGCCCCUCUGUUCCUGGGGAAGUUCAUUGAGAUUGCUGCCCGCAAAAAGCGCAACUACAUCCUGGACCAGACCAAUGUGUCUGCUCCUGCCCAAAGGAGGAAAAUGUGCCUGUUUGCUGGGUUUCAGCGCAAGGCUGUGGUGGUCUGUCCAACAGAUGAGGACUACAAACAGAGGACACAAAAGAAGGCUGAGACAGAUGGAAAAGAUGUCCCUGAGCAUGCUGUGCUCAAAAUGAAAGGUAUCUACACGCUGCCAGAGGAAGGCGAGUGCUUCAAUGAGGUCAUAUACGUAGAGCUGCAGAAGGAGGAGGCUUCCAAGCUGCUGGAGCAGUACAAGGAGGAGAGCAAAACUGCCCUGCCACCAGAGAAAAAACCCAACCAGGGUGGAGCUCCUGCUAAGAAAGGGGGAAACCGUGGCCGCGGUGGCAAGAACCAGUUCAACCGCGGCGGAGGACCAGGACAGAGAGGAGGCCGGGGUGGUUUCCAGAACCGAGGCAGCUUCAGGGGAGUGCCUGGACCCAGGGGUGGAUUCAGCAGGCCACCUCGAGCAUUCUUGCCUCCACCUGCUUUCCGAGGGGGCUUCUCUAAUCGCGGCAGCUUUAAUCGAGGUGGUGGCAUGCCCAGUCGGGGCGCAGCCCCCAGAGGCGGACCUGCUAGGGGGAACAUGGGCCACAGGGGAGGCGCUAUGAACAGGGGCAGCAUGGCCCGUGGGGGUGGCGGCAACAGAGGCAACUUCAACCAGCAGAAAUUUCGAGGCAGGGGCAGCAACAACAACCGUGGCUUCAAAAACGGCAACUUUGGAAUGAAUAAGGCCCAGGCCUUCAACCAGAACUGGCAACAGGGGUUCUGGAACCAGAAGCCAUGGAGCCAGCAGUAUCAUCCAGGAUAUUAUUGAGGACUUGCAGAAGAAUGGACUGGUGGCACAAUGACACCCCAUACCCCCCACUGCAGAUGCUUACUUUUUUUUUUUUUUUGGAAGUCCCUACUUUUAAUGGAAAAAAAAAAAAAAAAAAACAUUCCGCAUCUUAGGAGAAGUGCCUGUGGGUUCUGUUUGCAGCUUUAUGAAUUUUUUUUUUUUUUUUUUUUUUUUUUUGUAUAUUGGUUAUCCGUUUAUUUUAAAUCCCAUGCUUUAAGACGUUAAGUGUCAGGAACCUCAGCAUUGAUUCAGGGUGGGAUGUUUUUUUGGUGAAUUUCAGGGGUCAACAUUUUAUCUGUACAAUGUGAUUUUUACUGAAGUAUCUGACUUUUGCAUAGUACCAGUUGUCCUUAUUAGUGUUAACUUUGACGCUUAUAAAUCAGGAGCACAUAGUGCUCCUUUUAGAAGCAUGUUGUCAUUGUGGUAAAUUUGUAUUGUAGUCUUGCUGCAUCAAAUGUGUUUCUAAUGGAUGAAGCUGUGAGGGUUGGAUUUUUUUUUUUUUUUUUCCUUUUAAUGCUUCAUUUGUUGGUUAAAAAUACUAAAACCUUGUAAUAGCUAACAGCAGGUUUACAAUAAAUGGGUUCUUUGCUUUUUUUAAAA
This is a messenger RNA of Scleropages formosus (Asian bonytongue), 3200 nucleotides long. It is a transcript of the gene hnrnpub, whose product is annotated as heterogeneous nuclear ribonucleoprotein Ub. NCBI's taxonomy places the organism in Eukaryota, Metazoa, Chordata, Actinopteri, Osteoglossiformes, Osteoglossidae. Gene Ontology annotation, biological process: alternative mRNA splicing, via spliceosome; positive regulation of transcription by RNA polymerase II. The coding region runs from base 183 to 2579 and encodes 798 amino acids. Gene Ontology annotation, molecular function: RNA binding; protein binding; promoter-specific chromatin binding. The transcript has 14 exons. The record is from RefSeq and is a predicted model, not a curated record. Gene Ontology annotation, cellular component: ribonucleoprotein complex; nucleus.